Molecule: messenger RNA, 2144 nt
Organism: Aspergillus nidulans FGSC A4
Lineage: Eukaryota; Fungi; Ascomycota; Eurotiomycetes; Eurotiales; Aspergillaceae
Product: putative transcription initiation factor TFIID subunit
Exons: 3
Coding region: 74-1894 (606 amino acids)
Cellular component (GO): nucleus
Source: RefSeq, a predicted model, not a curated record
GGAUAACUUAGACUUGUACAAGCCGGAACUGCGGCGUGUACUGUGGCCGCUUUUCGUUUAUUCUUUCUUGAAUAUGGUGACCUCUCUAUAUACACCAGAAGCUAGGCAGUUCUUUGACGGGAACAAGAACCUCUUUUUACCAGAACACACGGAGGACGUACGGGCGCUAGAGCCUAUCAGCUUGCCUGAGCAUGUUCAAGAUAACUCAAUUGCCAAACUAUAUCGCGGUAAUAAAUACCGCCUGGUUCUAAGCAAUCCAGCCUUUGGCAGUUUGAUGCAGUUUCUCGAAAGCAAGCAGAAAGAAGGUGGUUCUGUUAUGUCUGCAAUACUGAGCAGCUAUUGCACUAUCAUUACCAAAGAGCGCGCGGCUGAUGAUAGGUUCAGCUUUGCGGCACUGCUGUCCCAAGCUGGUAUGGGUCAGAGUUUCCCUACAGAAGAUGAAGGCAUUCCAGGUCAUCAUCCUGGCUCUGCAUACACCGGGGACAAUCCCGCGAUGGCUGGCACCUUGCCGCGACUUAGGCUAGCGAAGCUUUCCAUGGAGCAGGCUCUUGAAGGUGACGUGCGUGCUGAACUCGCAGAUGAAGAUGCCAAGAAUCCGCCAGGCCCUGGUCAAAACAGCUUAACGCAGGAGCUUGACCAAAUGAUAAAAAAGGAAGAGGACGAUGAAGCUCCGACGCGCGCCGAUAUCCCGUAUCCGCCAUCGACUGCGCGGGAUGUAGCGAUUGAGGUGCAAAAAGUCAAGGAGAAUCGUGAUAGGUUUCGGAUUGAAUCUAGGACAGGAGGCGUUGGUCCUGCCGUUAGUGUGUGCAUGUUCACUUUCCACAACACUUAUGACGGGAUCAACUGCCUUGAUUUCUCGGAUGAUAAUCUGCUCGUUGCAGCUGGUAUGCAAGAGUCAUACAUCCGCGUUUGGAGCCUAGAUGGAAAGAAAAUCCCUUCAGACGACAGUGCAGAUGAACCCCCAACUAAUUCGCGCCGCUUAAUCGGCCAUUCGGGGCCUGUAUAUGCAGUGGCAUUUGCCCCAUCAGCCACCCCCAGUGAGAACGCCGUGGCACCAACAAACGCCCGAUGGCUCCUUUCAUCUUCCGCCGACCGAACCAUUCGCCUUUGGUCCCUUGAUCUCUGGCAGUGCAUGGUUGUCUACAAGGGCCAUGAUCAGCCGGUCUGGGAUCUUCAAUGGGGCCCCUUCGGCCACUACUUCGUCUCCGGCGGCCAUGACAAAACUGCCCGGCUUUGGGUAACUGAUCACAUCCGUCAACAGCGCAUCUUUGUCGGCCACGAGCAAGACGUCGACUGCGUCUGCUUCCACCCCAACUCCGCUUAUGUCUUCACGGGAAGCUCAGACCGCACUGUCCGCAUGUGGGCCGUUACUACCGGCAACGCAGUGCGCAUGUUCACCGGUCACACUGGAAACAUCACAGCCCUGGCGUGCAGCCGCGACGGGAAAACCCUCGCCUCCGCGGACGACCACGGGUCUAUCUUGCUCUGGGAUCUGGGACCCGGCCGCCUCCUCAAGCGUAUGCGCGGCCACGGAAAGGGGGGCAUUUGGUCGCUUAGUUGGAGUGUAGAAUCUAAUGUGCUUGUCUCCGGCGGCGCAGACGGCACAGUUCGAGUAUGGGAUGUUAUGGGUCCUGCCCAUGACCCGUCGCAGGGCCGCGUUGCCGGAGAAGGCGGCGCAGGCACGAAGAUUGACGGGGCUUCCUCCGCUGCCGCGAAUUCUACGCAGACACCUGGCACCGUUGGGCCAGGGAUGGGCAGCGGCAAGAAGAAGGGCAAGGACGUUGUUGUCACACCGGACCAGAUUAGUGCGUUCCCCACUAAGAAGAGCCCCGUCUACAAGGUGAAAUUCACCAACAUGAAUUUGAUUAUUGCUGGCGGCGCUUAUCUUCCUUGACUGGCUUGCAUGUCUCUGAGGCUGGGUAUAUUGUGUGACUAUCUGACGCCAGAUACCCCUCCUAUUUUUCCGCUUUCGUGAUCGUUAUCUUUUCUCUUCUUUACCUCAUACCUCAUACUUUUCUGGGAUCUUAUUCUGCAUGGACUUUCAGACCAACCGGACGGCGUCCCGGCUGGGUUGAAUGGCGUGGUGUUUUUCGGUGAUUUAACAUGUAUUUGUACCGUGUAGCUGCAAUUGGUUGGCUAUAGAU